AAUUUUCUUUUUUCCUUCGGUUUGAUUCAAUUUUGGGAAUUACAUUCUUUUCAGAGCCUCUUUACAUUGAUGAUCUAGAAAUGAUCCUUGAGGAGUCUCUACUUUCUUUGAAUACAAUGGCUGAGGAUGGCAGCAUCGAGGAGGCUUGUUGAUAAAUGAAGGUUGGUUUAAGGCUUGUUGAUAAAUGAAGGGUUGCCUUCUCAACUUUAACAGCAAGUAAUUGUAUUCAAGAAUAGGGAGACCUUGUUUCCAAGGGUUAUCAAGGAAUUGAAUUGAACUACAAUUUCUAGUUUUGUAUGGUAUUGAUUUUUCUGUUCAUCUUGAGCUUUUACGAUGAAUUAAAGUAUAUCCUCGGCAGUUCUGAUUUUUGACAUAUAGGGAUGCUUUUCGGACACCAUUGCUAUAGACCAGAUUCUUAGGAAUAACUAGAAUGCUUUUUGUAGUUGUGAUUUCCUGAAUGAAUUAUUUCAGGGAGGAACAUAUAUAACUUGUAGAACUAUCUUGGUUUCGACCGUUUGAUAAUGAACUCAGGAUUUUAGGCUCAGAGCCAAUCUCAAAGUUAAAUUGAUGCAUAUGGUGAUCGCAUCUCAGUUUUUCUAUUGUACAGUUUCGUUCUAUCUAGUCCCGCUAACUUUGCAAGUUUGCAACUAGUUUUGGAAGGGGUUCAGGUUUUUGUUUUUAAUGUCCGUUCUCAUGAACGAUAAUAGAUUUUCUAAAACCCCUAGUAGGUAGCAGAAAAGUUGAUGAUUAUGCAUGAAGAAUGUUUGGAAGGUAAUUAUCAGUCUAUUGAAAAAAUGAGGGCAGCCAAUCGUCCACCAGUUACUCACGUCAGACAGGUAAUUUUUGAUUUAAACUCUACUUAGAGAAUUUUGUUGACUACCUGUUGAUGACGACAAUCUCCACUGGUUUACCCUUUUAUAUGUUUCAACUUUUGGCUGUGUUUUCACUACUUGCAAUGUGCAAUUUUGAGAUUGUUAAACAGUAAAUGCAUAUCUGGGAGCUUGUGAAUUUUGAUUAUUACAUAGUAUACCGAGGCACUGCAACGCAAAAGAUCAUGACUUUUCUUUGUUUUUGUUCCCAAAAUGUAAUGGAGAAGCUAACAGUCUAUGAAAACUUGCAGUGGGCAAAAGUUUAUAGUUUCAAAAUGAUUUUGUUUGCCUUAAAUUUAUGUUCCUUAUUUUAUAUUCCUUCCUUAUUCUAGUUUAAUGAGGAGGAUGAGGAUGAAGAUGAUGAUGACGAAAAUGACGGCAUGGGUGAGGAUAAUACAACAAACAUGAUGGUAGAUUUGCCAAAGUCCCAGCCAAUUUCAAAUGCAGUUGAUACGUCAACUGAUGAACCAAAAACCAAGCAAAAUGCUGCAGCUGCAGAUGAUGGUUGGGUAGUAGUUUCUUCUAAACGAAAUAAGGGAAGAAAAUUUUAGGUUGCCUCUUUAAUUACCAUAUACAUUUCCCUCUUGUUUUUCUGAAACGACAUGUAUUUCGGUUCAUAUCUAUAUAUUUGUUCCUCCCUUUUGCUAAAUACCCUUUCUAUUCAUCAGUGUUUCCAAGUACUGCUUUGUUAAUUUCGUCUUUCUCUGUUCUUUAUUAGUUCCCCAGUGCCGCUGUUUUGAUUCAAAA
This is a messenger RNA of Rubroshorea leprosula, 1616 nucleotides long. The record is from the annotation of a GenBank genome assembly. NCBI's taxonomy places the organism in Eukaryota, Viridiplantae, Streptophyta, Magnoliopsida, Malvales, Dipterocarpaceae.